AUGAAUCAAUCAUCCAACGAUCCUUUUAUGCAGGAAAUUCAGCGACUGAGGGCUGAUUACGAAGGGAAAAAAGCGUGGUCUGACUUGGGUUCUGCUGGUGACCGACGUUUAAUCGACCUCAGUUUGGGAUUGAUUGACGGUGUGUUCUGCUAUACGUAUUGGUAUGAGCACCAAUGCAUCCGGCUGGCUGAUAUUCCCGGCACUAUCUCUGGUGAUAUUCUUCGCCUACAACAAAAUUUUCCCGACUCAGUCAACAUCGGCGAUCAUGAAAUCAUUGGUGACCAAGUACGCCCCCUUAUGAAUACACCACCGCUUCCGGAGCUUGAUGAUGAUUCCGAAGAACUUGAUACAAUUCUUACCGCGCUCCCGAUUAUUGAAGUCGAUUCCAGCAAAUACUUUAUCAAGAAAGGUAAAUAUAAGAGUGAAAUCAGCAAUCUACUAGAAUGCCAAGGUGGAUCUUGUCCGGGAGUCCCAAAAUCAUCCCACAUUAUUCAGUUACUGGGAAAGUCGCCAGAGGGGAAGCUGGUUUUCGAAAAAUUCAAGUCCAGAUACAUCUUAGGGUACAUUUAUCCCCUUACUGUAUACAAAGACUGGCUUUUGCAGAUAAUAUCCGGAAUGAAGAAACUUCAUUCCCUUGGGAUUAUUCAUCGUGACCUUCGCAUCGACAACAUUGUUUUCUCCGCUGAUACAUCCCGUGUGCUUAUCUGCGAUCUCGAGGGACGUUGGGGAAAUCGUCUGGCUCCUGAGGUUUCUCGCGAGCCGGUGUUGGACGCUGGCUGGACUGAGAAAUCGGACAUCUAUGACCUCGGCUAUCUUAUAAAAGGCAUGAUAUACGGAAACGUACCGAUAACGAUGGCGGUGGAAUGGUUUGUCCCACCUCCUCUUGCUGCUGUUGUGGAAGCUUGCACGCGCAGUAAGCCCGAAGAGCGCCCCAGUUUGGAUGAUUUAUACGCUAUGGUUGAGAAGAUCGAGAUUACCACUUAA
This is a messenger RNA of Penicillium verhagenii, 984 nucleotides long. RefSeq lists its product as uncharacterized. Gene Ontology annotation, biological process: protein phosphorylation; signal transduction. NCBI's taxonomy places the organism in Eukaryota, Fungi, Ascomycota, Eurotiomycetes, Eurotiales, Aspergillaceae. The coding region runs from base 1 to 984 and encodes 327 amino acids. Gene Ontology annotation, molecular function: protein kinase activity; ATP binding. The record is from RefSeq and is a predicted model, not a curated record. The transcript has a single exon. Gene Ontology annotation, cellular component: cytoplasm.